UGGCUGCGCUCCGCCGGGGCUGGUAGUGCAGGUGCCGCUGCGCGGGGCUUGGGGAGCCUGCGCGCCGAGCCGAGCGGAGUCGCGGAGGGAUGGGGAGCGGGCCGCCCGGGCUGCAGCAGCACCGGCGCGGGGCGUAGGCGGGUCGAGCGGGCGAGAGCAGGCGCUCGGGCGAGAAGUGUGGGGCGCAGGAGCACUUUGCGAUAGGAUGAGGCUCCGGGCUGGCGCGCGGUAGUACUAUGAUUUGGUAUGUGGCCACUUUGAUAGCAAGUGUGAUCAGCACCCGAGGUCUCGCGGCUCAAGCUGCCCACGGCCUGCGAGAGGAGCCCGAGUUUGUGACGGCGCGAGCUGGCGAGGCCGUGGUUCUGCGAUGCGACGUGAUCCACCCAGUGACUGGGCAGCCCCCGCCCUACGUUGUGGAGUGGUUCAAGUUCGGGGUGCCCAUCCCUAUCUUCAUCAAGUUCGGCUACUACCCACCCCACGUGGACCCUGAGUAUGCAGGCCGAGCGAGUCUUCACGACAAAGCUUCGCUGCGGCUGGAGCAGGUUCGCUCUGAGGACCAGGGCUGGUACGAGUGCAAAGUGCUCAUGCUGGACCAGCAGUAUGACACCUUCCACAACGGCAGCUGGGUGCACCUCACCAUCAACGCUCCCCCCACCUUUACAGAAACACCCCCCCAGUACAUUGAGGCCAAGGAGGGGGGCAGUGUCACCAUGACCUGCACAGCUUUUGGGAACCCCAAGCCGAUUGUCACCUGGCUCAAGGAGGGGACACUCCUAGGUGCUAGUGGGAAAUACCAGGUGAGUGAUGGGAGCCUGACGGUGACGUCGGUCAGUCGGGAGGACAGAGGUGCCUACACCUGUCGCGCAUACAGCAUCCAGGGAGAGGCAGUCCACACCACCCACCUGCUUGUGCAAGGGCCUCCCUUCAUAGUGUCCCCUCCUGAGAACAUCACUGUCAACAUAUCCCAGGAUGCUCUGCUGACCUGCCGGGCGGAGGCGUAUCCCGGCAACCUCACUUACACCUGGUACUGGCAGGACGAGAAUGUCUACUUUCAGAAUGACCUGAAGCUGAGAGUGCGGAUCCUGAUCGACGGCACCCUGAUCAUCUUCCGGGUGAAGCCCGAGGAUGCAGGGAAGUACACCUGCGUCCCUAGCAACAGCCUGGGGCGCUCCCCCUCGGCCUCCGCCUACCUGACUGUGCAGUACCCAGCCCGUGUCCUCAACAUGCCCCCCGUGAUCUACGUGCCCGUGGGAAUUCACGGCUACAUCCGCUGCCCCGUGGACGCAGAGCCGCCGGCCACCGUGGUCAAGUGGAACAAGGACGGCCGCCCCCUGCAGGUCGAGAAGAAUCUCGGUUGGACCCUGAUGGAGGACGGCUCCAUCCGCAUUGAGGAGGCCACAGAAGAGGCCCUGGGCACGUACACCUGUGUGCCUUACAACACCUUGGGGACCAUGGGCCAGUCUGCUCCCGCACGGCUCGUCCUGAAGGACCCCCCGUACUUCACGGUGCUACCAGGCUGGGAGUACAGGCAGGAGGCCGGCCGGGAGCUCCUGAUCCCCUGUGCUGCUGCGGGGGACCCCUUCCCUGUCAUCACCUGGAGAAAGGUAGGGAAGCCCAGCAGAAGCAAGCACAGCGCCCUGCCCAGCGGGAGCCUCCAGUUCCGAGCCCUGAGCAAGGAGGACCACGGCGAGUGGGAGUGCAUCGCCACCAACGUGGUCACCAGCAUCACUGCCAGUACCCACCUGACCGUCAUCGGCACCAGCCCCCACGCCCCAGGCGGAGUCCGGGUCCAGGUCUCCAUGACAACUGCCAACGUGUCCUGGGAGCCCGGCUACGAUGGAGGAUUCGAGCAGACAUUCUCAGUUUGGUACGGACCUCUGAUGAAGCGGGCGCAGUUUGGACCCCAUGACUGGCUGUCUCUGCCAGUGCCCCCGGGGCCCAACUGGCUGCUCGUGGACGCCCUGGAGCCCGAGACUGCGUACCAGUUCAGCGUCCUGGCCCAGAACAGGCUGGGGACGAGCGCCUUCAGCGAGGUGGUCACUGUGAACACUUUAGCAUUCCCCAUCACAACCCCAGAACCCCUGGUGCUGGUUACCCCACCGCGGUGCCUCACAGCCAAUCGGACCCAGCAGGGUGUGCUGCUGUCCUGGCUCCCACCUGCCAACCACAGCUUCCCCAUCGACCGCUACGUCAUGGAGUUCCGUGUCGGAGAGCGCUGGGAGAUGCUAGACGAUGCCAUCCCAGGCACCGAUGGAGACUUCUUCGCCAAGGAUCUGUCACAGGACACCUGGUAUGAGUUCCGGGUUUUGGCCGUCAUGCAGGACCUGGUCAGCGAGCCCAGCAAUAUCGCCGGUGUCUCCAGCACAGACAUCUUCCCCCAGCCGGACCUGACGGACGACGGCCUGGCGCGGCCGGUCCUGGCUGGCAUCGUAGCCACCAUCUGCUUCCUGGCGGCUGCCAUCCUCUUCAGCACCCUGGCCGCCUGCUUUGUCAACAAGCAGCGCAAGCGUAAGCUCAAGCGCAAAAAAGACCCUCCGCUCUCCAUCACCCACUGCAGGAAGAGCCUGGAGUCCCCCCUGUCCUCGGGCAAGGUGAGCCCAGAGAGCAUCCGGACGCUCCGGGCCCCCUCCGAGUCCUCCGACGACCAGAGCCAGCCCGCAGCCAAGAGAAUGCUGAGCCCCAGCCGGGAGAAGGAGCUGUCCUUGUACAAGAAGACCAAGAGGGCCAUCAGCAGCAAGAAGUACAGCGUGGCCAAGGCGGAGGCCGAGGCGGAGGCCACGACGCCCAUCGAGCUCAUCAGCAGAGGCCCCGACGGCCGCUUUGUGAUGGGGCCCUCCGAGGUGGAGCCCGCGGUGAAGGGCAGGCGCAUCGAGGGCUUUCCCUUUGCCGAGGAGACGGACAUGUACCCCGAGUUCCGCCAGUCUGAUGAGGAGAAUGAGGACCCCCUGGUGCCCACCUCGGUGGCUGCCCUGAAGUCCCAGCUGACCCCUCUGUCGUCCAGCCAGGAGUCCUACCUGCCUCCACCAGCAUACAGCCCCCGGUUCCAGCCCCGCGGGCUGGAGGGCCCCGGCGGCCUGGAGGGGCGGCUCCAGGCGACGGGCCAGGCCCGGCCGCCCGCCCCCCGGCCCUUCCACCACGGCCAGUACUACGGGUACCUGAGCAGCAGCAGCCCCGGGGAGGUGGAGCCGCCGCCGUUCUACAUGCCAGAAGUGGGCAGCCCCCUGAGCUCGGUCAUGUCCUCCCCGCCCCUGCACACGGAGGGGCCCUUCGGCCACCCCACCAUCCCCGAGGAGAACGGAGAGAACGCGUCCAACAGCACGCUGCCCUUGACUCAGACCCCCACGGGCGGGCGCUCCCCGGAGCCCUGGGGCCGGCCGGAGUUCCCCUUCGGGGGCCUGGAAACCCCGGCCAUGAUGUUCCCCCACCAGCUGCACCCCUGUGAUGUGGCCGAGAGUCUGCAGCCCAAGGCCUGCCUCCCCCGAGGACUGCCCCCCACCUCCCUCCAGGUGCCCUCGGCCUACCCGGGCAUCCUGUCUCUGGAGGCGCCCAAGGGCUGGGCCGGCAAGUCGCCGGGCAGGGGCCCCGUCCCAGUGCCCCCCGCCGCCAAGUGGCAGGACAGACCCGUGCAGCCGCUGGUGAGCCAAGGGCAGCUAAGACAUACCAGCCAAGGUAUGGGCAUCCCCGUGCUGCCUUACCCCGAGCCGGCCGAGCCGGGGGGACACGGUGGCCCCAGCACAUUCGGCCUGGACACCCGGUGGUACCAGCCCCAGCCCCGGCCCCGGCCCAGCCCCCGGCAGGCCAGGCGCGCCGAGCCCAGUUUACAUCAAGUGGUGCUACAGCCCUCCCGGCUCUCGCCUCUGACCCAAAGCCCCCUCAGCUCCCGCACCGGCUCCCCGGAGCUGGCCGCCCGGGCCCGGCCUCGCCCCGGCCUCCUGCAGCAGGCCGAGAUGUCCGAGAUCACCCUCCAGCCGCCGGCCGCCGUCAGCUUCUCCUGCAAGUCCACGCCGUCCACGGGCUCCCCGUCCCAGAGCAGCCGCAGCGGGAGCCCCAGCUACCGGCCCGCCGUGGGCUUCACCACGCUGGCCACGGGCUACCCCUCCCCUCCUCUGGGCCCCGCGGGGCCUGCGGACAACUUGGAUGUGUUUGGACAGACGCCUUCCCCUCGAAGGAUGGGGGAGGAGCUGCUCAGACCAGAGCCCCCCCCACCACAGUUACCUACUUCAGGGACACAUCCACCCGCCCCCGGGAACGCCGCUGCACCUGAGAGGCUGGAGGCUCUGAAGUACCAACGGAUAAAGAAGCCCAAAAAGUCAUCCAAGGGCUCUUCGAAGUCAAAGAAACGAUCCGACGGUCCUGCCUCCCAGGCUCAGCAGCUUCCAAACUCUCAGGUCCUGUGGCCCGACGAAGCUGUCUGCCUCCGGAAGAAGAAGAGACACACUCGGCCGGACCCCUUUGCCCGCCUCUCAGACUUGUGCCAUCGCCAGCUUCCGGAAGACCAGACGGCCAUCCUCAACAGCGUGGACCACGACGACCCCGGCCAUGCCACUCUGCUGUGACGACACAACUCUGAAGUGCUCCCGGAGUGAGAGGGCGGGCCGAGGGCCGGGGCGGGGUGUGCCGCGCUGGGUGCCGGGGGCCUUGGCUCUCCCCCCCCCCCCCCCCAAUGGCCUGGCCGGUACUUCUGCUCACACCUCUGUUCUGCUUCCGCCCCUUCAUCUCUGGGCAGAGCGGCGUCUCCUCCACACCUGGCCCGCUGGCCUCGUCUUUAGGACAUGGGACCGGGCAGACCCUCCGGUGGUGGGUGGAGGUCAGGACGUGGACUGGGGACAGGGCGGGAUGCCUGCUUCCGCCCACCGCUCCCCUCUUCCUGCCGUGGGUUUUUCUCACUUCUUCAAAGAUCUUUGCAAGUAAGGAGGCAAGCGGUGGCUUGUACUGCUCUCAGCUUCUGCUUCGGCUUUUAAAGUCCCCCCAAGCGCUGCAUAUAUAUAGAUAUAGGUGCAAAUCAUAGCUUCGUAGUGUGUGGGCUUCUCUAUGUGUAUAUAGAUGUACAUUGAAGCAAAGUGCUGUUUAUUUCUGUGGUCAGUGAAAGAGGCGGGAGCUCAGUAGUUGGACCGCGGAGAGCUGGGUGGGUGUCCUGACGCCCGUCUCGGGGAUUUUUUUCUUCCUGAAACAGGAGUCACGCCUUCUCAGCCGAUCUCACCAUUGGACUCUCCACCUUCUCCCACCCAGAGCAGAAAUGGGGGCUUGCCGUUGAUUUCCAGCUGCCUGCUUUGGGGGUUCGGCAACGCGUUGCCCCAGAACUAAACACAAGCCUGUAUUUCUUGGUUCCUGGGUGAAGAAAGGGGGGCAGGCAAAGGGCCAGACUGGCAUCUUCCUUCCACGGUUGGGCUCAGAAUGGAAGCUUCUUAGCAGCAGGCCUGCUGUACCAGCUCGCGCACUCACCCAUCAGCCCCUUCGGGUCCAGCCCGGAGCGGGCGGGAGCUUUGGGGCCAAAGGGCCUCCAUUCUGGAGCCGCCUGCGCUGCACACCUCGCCGCCGUUGCUCUAUUCAUAGCCCGCCUCCGGCUCGGCGCCCUCGGAGCGCGGAUCCAAAGCCGCUGACUGGGUUCUUCCUUUCCUUUUGUGGGAGCUAAUUUCCCAGAUUGAUUAAUUGCCACUUGCGGGGAGCCCGCCGGCGGCUCCUCUCCCUGCUCUCCACGUGCUGCCUGCAGACUCUGCUCUGCCCGGGGCCCCCCUCCACCCUGUGGGCCCAGUGUGGGCGGAACGGGAUCAGAUGAAUCUAGGAUGCCUGGGGGUUCUGGGGGUGCUCUGGACCCCCUCUCUUCCCCUGGUUCUGUUCAAGUGGAACUGGCUGAGGCAUGGAAUGAAGGUGGAGGGGGCGCUCUGCCCAAAUCUUGUCCUAGUUCAAACUGUUAGCACCAGACGCUUCUGUGAGGUCAUCUUAAAAUACCUGAAUAUGCACCACCACACCUCUCUCUCUCUCUCUCUCUCUCUCUCUCUCUCUCUCUCUCGUCAGAUGAUGGCACUGUCCAGGCACAGGGCAGAGUCCGAGGGGGCAGGUGUGUCUGGUUUCUCUUCCCUCCUCCUGUGCAGGAGCCGCCCUGCUGGCUGCCGGGGUCCAGGUGGCUUUUGGGUUCCUUGAAGUCUUUCCUUGGUGCUGCUGUCCUGGUGGGUUUGGGGACAUCUACCUCUCCCCAGUCACCUGCUCACACAUCGGCCAAGUCAAAGCACUGGAGGCGGCCCAGCCCCGUGACCGAGGCCGGCGGGGCCUCCGAGAGCAGGAAGGCCCUCCUGCUGGAUGCUUCCCUCUCAGGGCUGGGCGCUCGGCCUCCCAGACCCGGUGCUUUCUUUCUCCCGGCUGCUGCGCCUGGGGACAGUUCCAACGCGGGUCUGCACCCCGGUCGCAGCCACAGUCCGUUUCUCAAUGCAAGAGGUAGAAAGGGCGGUGUCUGGCCCUUGUCUGUCAACGGCCUCAUCUCUCCGGGGCUGGGCCAGCGCCCUGGGGAGGACCCUGGACCUUUCGGCUGAUGUUAAACUUCUCUGAACAUCCAACUCCACUUUCCCACUGGCCCGCGGCCCCAGCUAAAGGGAGCCGGGGGUGGUGGUGGUCUUCCUUGCAGGGCAGCACUGCCCCUGCCACGAGCCCAUCAGCGAUCACAGACACCUCUGCUGGGCACGGGCCUCGCUCUGCGUCAGGCGCCCCGUCUGUGCUCGCCACCUGCAGUUUCUCACGCGGGCCGGGUCCCAGCUGCAACGCCGACGUGGGGUGUCAGGGACGUGGGUCUGCGGGAUGAAUUAGGUCAGACUUUCUCAGCCCUGCGUUGGAAUUCUGGGCCCUUCCGGUGACAACAGGAGAAGACGAGGGGGAAGCUUUGCCUUUUUGGGGUGUCGUACAGGACGGAGAGCCAGAGUCUGGGCUGAGGUGCCGCGGGCUAUGGCUGCGCUUUCCAGGGGGACCCCACCACCGCGAGUGUCACCAGCGCUGACCAAGGUGCUGACUCCUUUUUUUCCUUCCUCUGGCCACGCCCUCACCUCCAGCACAUCAGGCCCAAUGAUGGGAGCAGAGUGUGUCGCUGGCCACUGGGUGGCAGCUGUGCGGGGCGAGGGAAGGACACAGGCCCCCCUCUCCUCUCCGAGUGGCCGUGGGCUCAUUUCUCCUCCCGAGAGCGCUUCCUUCUGUGACAGUGUCUUUGAGGGCCAGCGGCCUUCCUACCCCCUGGGAGCUGUUUCAGUACCUCCUGCCAGGACUGUGAUGGGAAUUGCCAGAAUGCAGUGCCUCUGUCCCCGGGGGGAUGGAGGGAUGGUGUCUCCCGUAGACACUCAGGUGCUGGUGGGGGGUGGGGGGGGGGGCCUGUGUGAAGGUGUGCACGAUGGGGUGCAGCCAUUUCUAAGGACCAGAUGUCCUAUGUCCUCUGUCCCGGAGCGAUGGCCACGGCCCUCUCCAGCCUCCUAGGACAGUGGUCGGCAAACUGCGGCCCCUUGAGUGUGGCUCUUCCACAAAACACCACGUGUGGGCGCGCACGUACAGUGCGAUUGAAACUUCAUGGCCACACUCAAGGGGCCAAAGAGCCGCAUGUGGCUCGCGAGCCGUGCUUGGCCAACCACGGUCCUAGGACUUCCACGCUCCACCGUGCGGGAGAGCAACUGUCUUCCAACCUUCCCCGUUCACGGCCUGGCAGCCUUGCCAUGGAAGGAGCUCAGACAAAGACCGAUUCCCAGGUCUCGUCGUGGGCCUGGCCCUCCAUUCUGCGUCUCCACUGGACACCUCGGCUGUGUCAGGCUCGGGAUUCCGUGGGCCAGGAAAAGGGUCAGAUGCUGUGAGAAGGAGCUUGUCAAGCAUGUGAGGGACCCGCCGCCGCCGUGGUUUGGGGAAAGAAAAUGAGCCGUAAGGAGAAGGGAGUCCCGCGUCUCGACAACACUGGUGGGUUUGGGGGCAGGAGUGGGGUCCUGAGGGAGGCUCGUCGUGGUGGCCCUGCCCAGCCUGUGCUGGCAGCGUUGCCACAGCCUCGCCCAGCCUGUCCCCCUGGAUCUCUCCUUGAGGGGGCUGGGGGGGCGUGUGAGGGGCCUUUUGAGCUUCUACUUUCUCAGCAGGAAAGCUGCUUCAUCCCCAGGGCUGGCAGGGUCCCUGUCCCCCUUCGAAGAGGCCUGUGUCCCCCUCGUCAUGUUCUCCGGGUGGCGGGGAGCGGGGUGAGAAAUCAUGGCUCUCCUUCAUGCUCUCUGCGUUUAUUUUUGAUUUGGGAUCUGAACAAUCGCGGGUUGAACUGACGUCAGUGGUUUUCCUGUGUCGUUUUCAUGCAGAGGAAACUGGGGAGGACGAAGAGGUAGAGUUUCCCCGAGUAGGUUUUUAUUUAUUUUCCCCAAGGUUGGCAAAACGGCAGCUUCAGGGGAGACGCAGACUUCCGGAGCAUCAGGCGACACUGCCGCCCCAGGAUUGGGAUCCAGGGCUGGGGCGUGGGCAACGGGAGCUGCUUCUUCCGAUUUUAUUAGGAAAAGCGUUGGGGGGCUCGGGGCGGGUUGGGGAAGAAUUGUACAUAACGUCCUUUUAGGGUCAUGCAGGGGAACGUAAGAGAAGACGCUCGCGGUUAAGCUUGGGCUUGCUUUGCUUGCAUGAACGGAGCUUCGGCCGUCGCAGGGGCUGCUGGGAGCAGAGGGAAGGAGCGGCUCCCUCGGGGAAGGGUGCAGGGUCUCCCCAGCUUCUCGGCCCAGCUCUGUCUUCCUGUCUCAUCCAAUCCCCGCCCCCCCGCCCCCCGGGGCUGCACUUGCUGCUUUGGGGAGAGGGCCAGGAGGGGUGCUACCGUCCAGCUGGAGAAUGAACAAGGUGAUCGAUGGGGUGGGUCUUCAGGAAGUGGGGUUGGCAAGCGGGGGCAGAGGGAGGAGGUCGCGUUCUCGUGCCGGGUGUCUGUUGUCGGUGAGGGUGGAAGGGGAAUGGAGAGGGGGGUGGGUCACGGAGUAGAAAGUGGGGAUCCUGGGAUAAGACAGUGGGACCAAAGCUGAGGGACAUCAAGGCUUACCCUGCUCUUUGGGGCCCGUGAUAACGUAGGGGACUGCGUGCAGGUUGGAGGUCAUCUCCGGAAAAGGAGGAGGAGUGAGGCCCUGGGGUGGGGGCGGGCUGACAGGGCGUGGCAGUGAGGCUCACUUUGGGGGCACACGUGGGAGAGUGAUGCUGUUAUGCAGAAAGACUGUGGGGGUGGGGUCUUGGAAGAAGUCUUGCUUCUGAGCUGGGCUUCCUUGCUUCUAGAAUUCCUCUAACACUAAGCGUCCAAAGCAAACAAGGACAUAGUGUUCUGAUGUCUUUCAAUGUCAUGUUUGUUACCGGGGAUGUAGGGGGGUCUCCUCAGGCCCCCAGAGAGGAGCCUUGUUUGAGAUUCCCGGGCUGGCACAGCUCUGGCAGUAGAAGCGGGAGAAUCACUCUUGUGAGCUCCAUGGGCCCGUUCUCAUCAGCAGAAGCGGCAGGUGGACUCCCUCCUCUUCCUGGACCUAAAACUGUUCCUGAGCCACCGUCGCUGGGGAUGGAGACGAGGGGUUGGGACUUGGCCUUUGCAUUGACUACCCUUCCUUUCUGAAGGGCGGAGACCGCCUUCAGACCCGGAAGCUACACUGGAGGGUGGGGGGGGGGGGCUUGCUACCUAGAGGUUCUUCCCCUGUUUCUCUUCCUUCGGCAGGUUAAGGUCCCCCCCCCCCCCCCACCGGUCUGGUUGAUGCAGGAGAGGAGAGAUUUAUGCUAAGACCAGAGCAGAAGCCUCUGUCCGCUUGGAUGUCCCCAGCUCUGCCUCCUUGCGGGUCAGGAGGCCGAAUGACACAUCUCUCCUUUAGAAGAAGUCAGUGCGCCAACACUCAGAGCCCGGAUUGGCCUUCAGCCUUCCUGCAGCUCGUCUUCCGGUCAGGGGUGUCUGUCACCACCCCUCCCUCUGACUGGGAGUGAGGCCACGCUGGUCCAGUGUUUUAUUUCUGGGCCACCUUGUCUAUACUUCUCAAAUAUGUCUUUCAGGAGCAAAUAGCAUAUCCCCGCCCGAUGUUUUGUGUGCUGGGCGGCUGAGAGGGCGGGAGUGUUUUCAUGACCUGCUUUGAAGCGGAUGGAGUAAUUCCUCAUAGAGGAGUCUGAUCCAAAGGCCCCCACAGAGGAGCCUUGUCUUGAGAUGCCGAGGGUUUCUGGGUAGGAUAAGGCAACAGGAAGAAUGAGAGCGAUGAUUCUUCAUAGCUGGCCAUGCCUUGAGGAGGAAGAGUGUGAGUAUCUUGAUUGCUAAAUGCUUGGGUUAGAACAGCAGCCAGCAGUGGAGGUCACGGGUUUUCUCUCCUGUGUGGGUCUGUCAUGGUCGUUGGGGGUUUCUGAAGAGAACCGAUGACACAGGUGUCAGCUUUGGAGCCCUGGCCGGGAGAGCGAGGGCGGGGGAUUGGAGCGGAACACGUUUUCCGUUCCUGCCCCUGGCCCCUGGCCCUGCCUUUCCUAUCCCACGAGAUGGUAACAGGCAUGGCUGUCAGGGAAACGUGCUCCCCCUCUCCCUGGCACUGGGUUUCCUGGACUUACUAUUAUUUUAGGAGCUGGGGUGAGGUCUGCCCCUCCACCCCAUAAACACAGCAAUGAGGUUCCCUUUCCUUCCUCUCCCCACUUAUUUAUGGCUCCAGGGAUCUUGACCUUGUGCAUGGUUUAAGCUGGGGAGAUGGCGGGGUGGGGAAGGGAGUCUGGGAGGGGAGAGAGGCUGGGCUGGGGCGGGGGGAGUUGCAUUUGCAGCCUUAGAAAUACCACAAGCAUGCUUUUGGGCCAUGUGUGGGGUGUUCACAUAUGUAGACAGAAGGGACACACGCCAACUCUCCUCAUAUUGGUCAUGAGGACAUAGGGCCUUUUUGCUUCCUUGAGGUGAGGGCAUCUGUGAAACCUUGUUUCCAGUGGAGGGAACGGACCUACUCGUGGUCAUGUUACAAUCCUUGGAAGGGAAAUUGUCCAUCGCUCUAUCAAUGGAUAUUUAUAAAUUGCCUACGGCCAACCGUCAAAGGUCUGUCAUGAGUAGACGGUGUCCUGGCUGGGUCAGAGAAGGGACUGUCUCAUCUGUCCCUCUGGCGUUCCCAGGUUCUCAUGUGGGCUUUAGCUCCCAGCCAGCUGUCUAUUCUGUGCUCCUUUCCUGGGCUCAGGAAGUAAGAGUAUGUGUGUGAGAAGGUGUGUGUGUGUGUGUGCACGCAUGCGUGUGUGUAUGUGCAUGUGUGUGUGGUGGUGAUGUGUUUGUGGUGCGUGUGUCUUGUGUGUGAUGUAUGUUUGUGUGCUGUGGUGUGUGUGCUGUGGUGUGUGGGUGUUUGUGUGUGGUGUGUGGGUAUUUGUGGUGUGUGUUUGUGGUGUGCUGUGUGUGUGUGUGUAUGUGUGUGAAGAGAUUUGUAGGGACACACUAGUUCACCUGAGGAGCCUCAGGCCUCUUUCUGGUUGACCUUUUCUCUGGUAGGCAACUUCUGUUUUGGUAGGAGGGUGCAGUUAGUAAUAUACCACCUUCAGUGUAUUUUUUAUGGAGAUUGUAUAUAAAAUAUAUAAAUAUAUACAUAUAAUUUGUUCUAUUUUAAGGAGACGGGGGGACUUAGGGAAGGGUGGGUGGGUGCAGGGAUCAGAUGCAAUAGUCAUGCGUGGGAGGCUUCAGGCACGGGAGACAGCUGGGGCUGGGAAAUGGGAGGGCAGGAGACUGGACUGGGCCAGAGGAGUGGGGCCUGGUGCCCUCAGCACACAUAUAUACAUAGAGAGGAAACCUAUAUACAGUCUAUCUAGCUAGCUUAUCUAUAUAUCUAUAUAUCUAUAUGAAGUCAUAGUUCGCUUUAUUUUUGUACCUGUGCUUAGAGAUGUUUGGAGCAGGAUACUAGCUCAUGCCUUGGUGCCCCCGCCCCCGCCGCCCCCCCCUCCCCCCCGCCGCCUUCCCCUUCCUUCCCCUAUGCCUCUUCCUUUGAGACGCUCUGUUCAGAGUUGCUUGGGUAUUUCUGAUGGAAAUGUGUAUAUACAACAAAUCUAAGAACAACAAAGCGAGUUGGAGGCUGUGGGAGCGACUGGGUCGGAUGGCUCCUUAGCCCAGGACCCACAGUGACGCUUGCCACUGGGAUGGGGACACUGUGGCUGGAAACCGUUAGCACAGGUGCUUCCUAUGGUGAGGACGGAGAGUUGCAUUCGCCCCCAUGUGGCUGUGGGUUGGUACUCAGUUCCCCCGAAGGGGUCCAGCCCAGCAGCUCAGGGGCUUACAGUGCCUGUCCUGACUCAGGCAUUCCCGGAGGGUGUGGCGGCGGGUGGAGGGAGGUGUCUCGAGAUAGCUUUGGGAGGCUGCCUGCAUGGACUGUCUCGGAGAAGAAUAUCCUGCUUGCUCUUGCUGCAGUUUCUUGGAACCCGUGUGAAUGUGAUAUCUAGUAUAAAUAUACUAUAUAUGCUCCCCCCCCCCCACAGUUAGUAUUUUAUUUGGAAAAUAAGGUGGCUUUGGAGAUGGGAUGGUUCCAUCCCGGGACAGUCAGUAGAGGAUGAGGAGUGAGAGAAGGGCGUGGGGCAUAACGGGGAGGAGGGAGCCAGGUGGAAACUCCUUCUGGCGCCUGGCCUGGGACUUAGAACCGAAAAGUAUAUCGGAAGAACUUGACCCAGAACUGGAGAUUCUGGGGAGCAGGAGCUCACUGGUAUUGGAGCGGGAACCGUUGUGGGCCCUGAAGGAUUCCUCUCUGAGAAUUCAGGACCUCGCAUUUGCUGCGAGAGCUGCACGCCUUGCAGCCAUGGCAAUGGUCCCCUGGUGCUGGCUCUUUCUUCCGACUCGCCAGGAGCUGAGAGCCGUGUGUUUGGAGCUGGUGCAGGGCCAGGUGGUGCAGGCAGCCAGGAGAAACUCAUGGAUGAGUCUCUCUGCUCUCAUCCGGCUUGUCAACUAAAAGGCAAUAGAACUCUCUUCCCCAACCAAAGGGGCAGCUGCCCAAGAGCUCUUGUCCCAUGGAGUUUGAUCAUUAGAGGGACCCAGAUGGCUCGGCCAUGGGAAGGACUCUUUUAACAUGUUGGGGUUUUAUGGGAAGAGUAGGGUGGGUAGGGUGGAGCUUGAGUCUGAGUCCUGACUCCUUUGCCUCCAUAAUGUAGACCUUAUGGGUCACUGCCCUUCCCUCAGGCACUGUCCCUGGGUCCCUGAAUUACCUGCUCAGAACAUCCCCAAUUUCCAAGGACGCUGAAGGAGUACUGGAAGGGCACCAGUACUGGGUCCACGUGGCUGUGUGUCUGUCCUCAGAGGUGGUUGUUUCCUGCAGUCUUCGCUGGAGGCCAGAGGGGCAGGCAGCCAGGUGUUUCUUGUAAGAAUUUCUAGGGAGGUUGAGCAAGAGAAAAAGUGGCACAUUCUGUGCCCCUUCCUGGCUUGCAGCCCCUUCCCCACACACAAAGGAGCCUCCCCAUUCCUGUUCUAGAGCCACCCUCCUCUCUUGCUCUACACACCCUGUCCCACACCCAGUGCACAUGCAACUAGUAGAAUAAAUUACUUCAGCACGACAGGCCCCUCAGAGGGUUAGUCCCUCCACUAGGUCUCGUGUUGGUCUAAACUCGACUUCUGUCCACGUUAAGGCCAAGGCUGGAUGCGUAGAAAUUUCAGUGGCCACCAGGUAUAGGAGAUCAAGAGUCACUGACCUACCUGCACAUAACCCAUCCCAUCCUCCAGGCUCCAGUUGGGCUCUUCAGUCAUGCGAGCAAAAGUGAAGACAAGAGACAUAACCCCUACCUUGAAAUUAUGGAGCUGGGAGGGGAUGUCAUUCUUACCUCUGCCUUUUCCUGGCCACACAGCCUCAGAAAGAUGGUGAAAAGGUAGACACUGGAGAGGAAAAAUAGCCCAGCAAAGAGCUUCAAUUUCUCCGAAGAGCCAGUCUUUCCUAAAGGCAUAAAUGGAUUGAGAUCUGAUGGGAUAUGGAGUCAACAAAACUUCCUGUCUUUGAACCUCUCAGUUAAUGGCCAGGUUGGUGGAAUGGGUGCUCUGAUCAAGCUUUUGAGAUCCACUGUCUCUUCCAGGAACAUGAGCUGUUCCAUAUGCCCGCGCUGUAUUCCCUGGCUCCCAUGUAGUGGAAUUGUUUCAAUUGGGCAACCUCUGUCUGCUGUAUGGAAUGAGCGUUGGGAGCGGACAGACCCCCUGGGAAUUGCUCACCCAAGGAUCAGUGUGGGCCCCAUCCUUCUCUCCUUUAUCAGUACAUCUACCAAAAGCUUGGGGAAGAAGGGCUUGUUCAUUGCUCACUGACUUUUUGCUGGGUUGCUUCACUUCUGUUUGCUGUCGGUGUUAGGUUGAGCCACUGUGGACAGUAUAAUAGGACGAAGGAGAAGAGGAGGUCUACACAGCGCACUUGUCCAUGAGAGCUUGGCCAUGACAUUGGGGUGAGGGAUGUCUCCUGUGUAUAGUGCCCAGGGCCUGGGAGAGGGGGUACGUUAUGUAAUGAUCUCCAUUGCUGGAACUUUAGACUGAAGUGUUACCAGGGGAGUGGUUGGUUUAGUAGAGAAUAGCAGUUUAAAGCUCCAUUUACCAAGUCGUAUACAUCAAUCUCGAAAAAUCAUAGCGUCUCGUGGGAUUUCAUUUCCGAACUACCAUCUGUGGGGCCCGAGAUGGAGGGCACGGGAUGGGAUGUGCUUUCUCCAGGCGCUCCUUCUCCAUAGCCCCCGACUGGAAGGGACCGCCUCCUGUUUCCUGCCAGUGACGUCUGGUUCCUUUUAUCUUCAACGUUUCCUCUUGUCCCAGGAGAAAUUUAUCAUCCUGGAUCGAACUCUUCCAUUGCACGGCUGGAGGCAAUUUUGUCGGCAUUGCGCUCCCCCAUUUCACCCCCGUGCUCUGUGGACAUGCAGAGCGGGGGGACUAGGCAGUGUGGGUGGGGAGCGGCUUCUGAGGCUGCCUCCUCCAGGCCUCUGAAAGAGUCCAUACCUCUAGAUGCCUCUUGCAUUCGUUCUUCUUUUCUAACGAGUCUGGAUACGACUUAUCAGUUUCGUCCUGGGGGUUCCGGCUCCCAUUUCGGACUCUUUGAUUUCCUCCUUCAGCUUCCUUUGGGGGUCAGCCUCCAUCCAUGCCAGGUCUUCGGAAGACCCUUCAGCCUCGUUUCCAUUUCUUGAAUGUCGAGUAUUACAACAUAAUUGCGCUAGGGUGCUUUAUGGUGCUGUUCUUGAAGAGGCCAGCUGGACUGAACCUCCUCUGUCCCACUGGUUCCUUAAACUUUGCUGUAUUUUUUUUUUUUUAUUUGAUUUACACCCACCCUCCACCCCCACCCCGGGGUUUGGGGAGGGAGGUGGGGGAGGGUGGCUUUUGUGUUUUCUCUUUUCUGUAUGUAUGAACUGGUUAAAGUCAGUGAUCACGGGCAGCUGACUUCAUGGUAUUGGUUGGCUGACUUUGGUUAACGAUUCAAGACAAACCAACACAUUGUACAGCUGCACACAGAAACACCUUUGAGUGUGAACUUGAAUGGCAACUCGAGGCUUACUAUUUGAACUUCAGGUAUGUAACUGAAAAGUAAAUAAAAACACUAUUUUUUCA
Messenger RNA from Myotis daubentonii (Daubenton's bat), 15472 nucleotides. RefSeq names its product immunoglobulin superfamily member 9B (gene IGSF9B). NCBI's taxonomy places the organism in Eukaryota, Metazoa, Chordata, Mammalia, Chiroptera, Vespertilionidae. Gene Ontology annotation, cellular component: neuron projection. Gene Ontology annotation, molecular function: protein binding. The record is from RefSeq and is a predicted model, not a curated record.